Messenger RNA from Microplitis demolitor, 2360 nucleotides. RefSeq names its product zinc metalloproteinase/disintegrin. Lineage: Eukaryota; Metazoa; Arthropoda; Insecta; Hymenoptera; Braconidae. Bases 106 to 2046 code for a protein of 646 amino acids. The record is from RefSeq and is a predicted model, not a curated record. The transcript is spliced from 11 exons. Gene Ontology annotation, biological process: proteolysis. Gene Ontology annotation, molecular function: metalloendopeptidase activity.
CAAUAGAUAUAUAAAGCGCGUAUGAUUUAAUUCAAACAGAAACGUUGUAUUGGAAGAUUGGCGACCAUAUCGACGUAGAAUUUGAAAGAAUUCAUUUCAUUAAAUAUGAAUAAUUCGAAUACCAAAGUAAUAAUAUCGUGGAUAUUAUUGAGUAUCGUGUUUUUUGUUCAUUCGAGUUCGUUGGAGACUGAAGAUCAUCUCGAUGUCAUAAAUCAGUACCCUGACUGUCAAGGAAGAAAAUGUCAAAUCGUCGAAGUAAAAUAUUUAAAAAGGCAAAAACGAUCAGCUGGUGACUUCGAUUUAAAUUUUGAAUUUAUAAUUAAUGGCGAGAGGAAAAUUUUACAUCUAAAAGCAUCGAACGGUAUUCUGGUCAACCCAAAAACUCCAGUAUACUAUGUAACAUCGAACAGGAAUGGACACACUAUUGAAAGAAAAGACAAUAUUUUCAACCCAGGCCUCCUCGGAAUGCAUUUCAUAGACGAAGAAAAAAAAGCGGUAGCUUCAGUAAUAAUUGAUCCUAUAACUAAAGAAGUAGCAAUUAAAAGAGUAUUUAUCGGAACUGAGAAUGUAGUGGUCGAUCAGACAAAUUAUAACGAUAAAACUUAUUAUAUAGCUAGAACCAUUCCUAAUUCAAACACCGACAUUUUGGGAAUUGGAUUAAAUCUUCGGUACGUUCCGAAAUUAAGUUCAAGAAUCCCUGAGACAAUUUAUCCUGAAGUAUUGAUAUGCGUCGAUUAUCAUUUUAACAACGUUUUGCAAGAUAAAUUGAUAACAUAUAUAUUGGAAUUUUGGAACGCAGUUGAUUUAUAUUAUCGUCCAUUACAAAAUCCUCGGUACAAAUUAUCUAUCGCUGGAGUUGUUGUAGCUAUGGAUGAAAAUGUCUUUCCUUUUGCAUCUCCAUCCGCUUGGGGGACAAAUGAUCUAAUUCCAUAUACUUCAUCACUGGACUAUAUGAGUAAAUGGCUCAGAAAUGUUCAAGAAGUAAUUCCGUUUAAUAGCUACGACACUCAUAUUUUUAUGACACCUUAUCUUAGUACUUUCGUGGCCGAAGGACAACCGAUUGGAAUAGCCUAUACCUCCAGUGCUUGUCUUGGUGUAACUGCAAGUAUACCCCUGGGAGGAAUUGUCCAUGAUCCUUUUAAUCUAGAAGGUAUCCUGACUGCUGUUCAUGAAUUAGGUCACGUAUUCGGUGCAGGUCACGAUCAAAAUGGGCCGUGUUCUACCCAUUCUAUAAUGGCGCCUUCAGACGCAGCGGGACAGGAAUUGUGGUCACAAUGUUCAAAAGAAUCAUUUCGCAGCACUCUUAGAAAUAGAGAUUUUAGUUGCAUGUACAAUCGACCUAUUGUGGUUGAAAAUCCAUCAAUAACCGUUCAGAUACCUAUUAAUUUUGAUCCUAAUGAUAAUCAACCAUCAACACUAUUCCACAAAGAAAUAAGUGAUGAUAGAUACCAACUAUCUGUCAGUUUUUCCCAGUUUGCACCGAACCGCGAAAUAAAAGUUUACUACACAAAUAAUAAAUUAGUAACAACUCAACUCCACGACAAAGUUACGGCGUCGCCGUCUGAUCCGAAUGCAAGCAAAGAAGACCUUCAAGGACGUUUUACUGAUGAUCAGAUCAUCAUUUUCAGUCCAUCGAUUAUAAAUCCAUCAAAAUUGGUUAAUAUUUAUCAUGAAGAUGGGUAUAUCUACAUAUAUCAGGGCACUAAACCAACAGGUGACACAAAUGGAUCUCAACAAUCAGAUAAUAACAAUCAAGGAGCUGUUCUAUACUCAGUGGACGACCAACAUCGAUUAUGUUUACAAAGAUCACAUUUUAAUUUAAACAAAGUAGUACAGCUCUAUUACAGAAACAAUUUACUAUAUGUUUCACAGCGUAAUGUUCCAGAUAAUCCUUAUUUGUACAACUCACCUCCUUUUCCUUCUGGGGUGCAAGCCAUACCUGAUACUCAAGUAAUUAUCAUGAUUCCUACUCAGAUAAGUCCUGGCAAGAAAAUUUGUGUAGAGCAUACCGCUAAUAUGAUAUAUAUUAACAAUCUAAAUCAGUAGCCUGCAUCUUAUUAAAACAUCAUCUUAUUAAAAAACAACAUCUUAUUAAAAACAAAAAAAAAACAUUUAAAAAAAAAAAAAAAAAAAAAUUGUUAUUAUUAUUAUCAUUAUUAUUAUUAUUAUUAUUAGUUUACUAAUAAUAACAAUUUUCUAAUGAUAAACGUAAUUUUUAGUAUAAUAACUAUUUAAAUUACAUUAUAUCAUGAAGGUCCUUUACUCCACCGUCCAUGUUACGGUUUUUAUCUUAUUAAUUUUCAGUGUGAUCAUAUUGAUUAACAAGCCAUUGGCAACAAAAUAAAAACACCUGAAAUUUA